AGAUCAUCUUUCAAACCAGCACUACUGGCAUGCUGAAAGUACAUCUAUCAACAUUGGUUAAAAUUACAAGAUUCAAUUACAAUUUACAAUGAAUUCUACUGCUUGGAAAGCACAGCCAAACAUGGAUCCUCAUGAUAUCCAAAACUGGAUUAAAAGAGUGGAAAGAGCAUCUGAAUGUGCUGUAGCAGAAGUAUUUCCCUCAAAAAAGUCAAAAAUAAAUCCAAAAACCAAUGGAUAUGUUAUAGCCAUGGAGACAAUUGAUCAGCUUCAUGAUCAUGAUGAUGCCUACACUGAAGCUCAAGAGUUACUCCAUGAAUGGAUGAAUUCCAAGAUAAGGCCAGAAUUGGAAUAUGAAGAAACUGAAGAACUAGAAAGCUAUAUCAAUAACUCAGAGGAGCGCACAUAUUCACCAGAGGUGACAUCUAGAAUGCCUGCAUAUGAAAAGUUUGAUGAAUUGUACAGUUAUUUGGAACAGGAAAAAGAGAGUGCUGCAGCACAAACCUUCUUACAGCAGCUUCUAGAGACGAAAGUGGUGGAGUCUGGCAUUCUUGAGGAUCUUGGUGUUGAAGAGGAAAGGCAGCAGAAAAAAUACAAAGACCCACGUCUGAGCAUGGAGGCAAGGCACCAACAGGUGAGAGAGAAUCGUCUGAAAAGGCAGUCUAAGUUGGAGCAACAGAAGCAGGAGAAAGCCAUGAAGAAAUUUGCUCAUGUUAAAGCUCAGCGACUGCUUCGGGAAGAAGACAGAAGAAAAGCUUUACAAGCCAAGAAAGAGGAAGAACUUAUUAAAAAAGAAAUGGUGCAAUUACGGAAAGAAAUGAUGGAAAGGAGAUGCAUAAUGGAAGAAACAAAGCGACUUGAACGAGAACAUCUUGAUAAAGAAAAAAAACAGAAACUGAUGAUUCAUAAAAAAGUCAAGCAAGCACUGAUGGAGUUACAGGAACAGCAGGACCAGGAACGUUGCAAGAUUGAGCAUCUUCGGAUAAUGCAGCAAGUUAAAGCCAGAAUUAAAGCUUACCAGCUACAGUGUUUACAGAAACAUUUUUCAAUUUGGUAUAAGCUGGUUCUGGAACGCAGGAUUAAAAUGGGUAAAGCUAGGGCCUUGUUUGAUUGGAAGAGUCAGCUUCGAGCUUUCCAGGCCUGGAGAACAUAUACGUGGGGAAGGAAACUGGAGCAAGAGGUACAACGCACUGAAAUGGAGCUACGAGAGGAAAAAAGAAAAAACCAACUUGCAACAGAAUGUAACCGCAAACACAGGCUCAGUUACUGCUUCACAAACUGGCAACUAUGGUGUAAAGCUGAGAAAGAAAAGAGAGAGCUGGAGGCAAGCAAAGAGGAGACAAAACAAAAGAUGGCUGCACUACUGGACUCAGCAUGUUCAGGGAAAUUGUCAGCAGAUUCCAGCAGAGUUUCAAAAUGCAUAAGUGAGACACAGCAGGUUGAUCCUGCUCAAGAAGUGGAAGAAGAGAAUAAACAGGACCCUUCUCCAAUCAAUUCUCGGGUAAAAGAGAGCAGCAAAACUCAGCAGAUCAGAGUUGCAAGCCCAAAAUAUGCUUGGCAGGUUACUCACAAGCAUGCCGCACUGAACUCAGAGGAAAGAGCACACAUACAAGAUGCAAGUAAAAUCUCAAACUGGUACCAGGGAAGUCAAACACCCAAUUCUCCCACUGCAGGGAGAAUGAUCCAGCAUUGUCAGGGCAUCUUUGAACAUCGCCACAGAUUCCAACAGCAACUCAUUGAGAAACAAAAAAAACAACUUCAGGAACAACAGAAAACAAUUGCAGAGCUUCAGGAUAACCAGCACUUGACAAUACUGCAGGAAGAGGCAAAACUGGCAUCAGCCUUAACUGUAGCAAUUGGUAAUGCAGUACAAAUGGUGCAAACUCAGGCCAGUCCUCAUGGUAGAAAACAAUCUGGAAAUGCCCAGCCUAAAAUGAAAGGCACUGCUGUGCAUAUAUCCAGGUUGAGCGGUCCUUCAUCAGCUGAGGAAUCCAACUGUUCCAGAACCAGCACCAAUUAUAGCAAAACCAUUCAUAACUUGAUUUCACCUCACCCAAUCGUCAAAGCAAUGGAGGAACGAGCAAAACAGCGCUUGGCAAGAAGAAAAAAACUGGAGGAGAUCAAAAGAAAAAAGGAGCAAGAGAAACUUGCUUACCUGAGAGCAGAAGAAGAAGAGAGGGAGAGGCAGCUGCAAGCUGAGAAACAAGCAUCUCUAGAAAAGAAGAUUGAGGAGAGAAGACUGCAAAGACAGAGAGAAGUUGAGAAGCAGUUGAGGUUGGAAAAAGAGAAAGAAUUCCAGUCUGCUGCAGAAAAGCACCAUCAGCAUUUUCUUCUACAAAAACGUGGCCUAGAACCCUGGAAGAAACUUGUAGAAAUCUCCAAGCAAAACAUGAAGUUAGCAGAAGAUUAUUACACCUCUUUAAUCCUACACCUAUGUCUACGUAACUGGCAUCAGAGUGUAACAGAGUCACUGGCUGAAAAGAGUUUCAAAGCUGAAAAGGUAUACCAUGGGAUUCUUCUUAAAAGGUGUUUCAAGAAUUGGCUAAAGUGCAAAGAUUAUUGCAAUAUUAUGGAAGAGAAAGCACGUCAGCAUUAUCUGACAGUUCUAAGAAGAUCCACUUUUAUUGCUUGGUUUGGUUAUGUGACAGAGGAGAAGGUUGCAUCAUGGGAAAAGGAAAGAAUUGGAGCUGAACAUAAUCAAAGGAGGAUAGUCAAGACAGCUUUCAAAGCGUGGAAGAGUUUGCCAAUACUCAUCAAAGAGGAGAUAAAAAAGGAAGAGCGCAUUAAACAUCUCAGGAAGAAAGUUGCUGAAAUUCUCCCUGAUUUUCAGACAUAGCAAUAAAAUACUAAAAAACUUUAAGGAGAAUCUUGGCAGUAUACUGGAACAAUGCACAGUUGGAAGAUUCAAAUUCAAUCACGAAAUUAGAUGAGCAAAAGAAAGAACCUCCAAAGCACCAGGAAGGUCAAUCCAACAGCACCCUGCAUACUUUGUGGUAGAGUCCAAAAAUUAUAGUGACUUAACAAAAAAGUCUUAAUUAAAAAAGCGCAAUUUGAACAUUGACAUUUGUAUAUUUUAAACAAUAAAGCAUAUGAAUAUUGAA
Messenger RNA from Carcharodon carcharias (great white shark), 3098 nucleotides. RefSeq names its product coiled-coil domain containing 191 (gene ccdc191). Bases 89 to 2833 code for a protein of 914 amino acids. Gene Ontology annotation, molecular function: phosphatase binding. Lineage: Eukaryota; Metazoa; Chordata; Chondrichthyes; Lamniformes; Lamnidae. The transcript has 17 exons. The record is from RefSeq and is a predicted model, not a curated record.